Molecule: messenger RNA, 1645 nt
Organism: Halichondria panicea
Lineage: Eukaryota; Metazoa; Porifera; Demospongiae; Suberitida; Halichondriidae
Product: organic cation transporter protein-like
Exons: 6
Coding region: 118-1563 (481 amino acids)
Biological process (GO): transmembrane transport
Cellular component (GO): membrane
Molecular function (GO): transmembrane transporter activity
Source: RefSeq, a predicted model, not a curated record
GUGAUCCACGUGGCUUGUAAAUAAUAGCAGAGAUAGACGUAGACAACAAUAAAAGCUCUGAACUAUAUAAUAGUGGUGUGGUGGCUGUCCUAUUACAAUCACACAAGUACGUACGGUAUGUCGACGACUGGAGGUGGUCAUAUUGAUGUCGAUGAGGUAUUCGAGAAAAUUGGAGGGUUUGGGAGAGCUCAGAAGAAGAUAUACUAUCUUAUGAACUCGGCUCAAAUAGCAGCUGGUUUUCACACAUUGAUCCUCACGUUCAUUGCGAUAGUUCCGGAAUGGUCGUGUGGAAAUAAACAGGGCCAGGGUGUGUGUACCCAGUUUGAUUUAGGUGAUUGCAAACCAAAAUAUGAUCCUUCUGUUUCAAGUAUCAUCGCAGAAUGGGAUUUAAUUUGUGGAGAGUCGGCACUGGCCAAGCUUUCCCAAUCAAUGUUUUUCGUUGGAUCAAUGUUGGGAGCAUGGAUUUUUGGAACUUUAGCUGAUCGAAUUGGCCGAAGAAAAGCUUACUUCAUCAGUAUUGCGUUGUCAGCUGCCUCGGGAUUCGGAUACAGUCUGGCUCCAAACUAUUACAUUUUUAUUAUCUUCAGGUUGCUGGUUGCACUGAAUUUAGCGGGUGUCAUCCUUUCAAGUUUCGUUCUUUCAAUGGAGAUAGCUGGGGCUGAGUAUCGAACAUUUGCAGGGCUGGCUUAUAGUGCUAUAUUUGCUUUCUGCUACCCCAUUUUGGCAGGGCUGGCAUACCUGAUCCCCAACUGGAGACUGUUGGGAGUGAUUUCCAGCCUAUCAUUACUCCCUUUUCUCCUGCUGUGGAGAAUCAUCCCUGAGUCUCCGAGAUGGCUGCUAGUGAAUGGACGUGAAGAAGAGGCUAGAGCAGUGCUGACCAGACUAGCCUCAGAAAAUGGAGUGGAAAUGCCUGCAGGACAGCUCAAGAAACCAGCUGUUUCGACUUCAGCAGAUCCUGUCUCAGCGUUGGACUUGUUUAGUGGGAAGGUCAUUCGUAGAAGAACUAUGAUAUUAUUCAUAGCCUGGUUCUGCAACUGUGUUCUCUACUAUGCCCUGUCCUUCAGUGCGGGAGACCUGGGCGGCAGUGUAUAUUUUAGCUUCACCCUGUCAGGGUUAGUGGAGGUCCCAUCUAUAAUGGUUGGGUACUUCCUUUUGCAGAGAUUCGGUCGUCGGUUACCGCAUGGAACUUUUCUGGCUGGUGGUGGUGUAGCUUGUUUCUCCGUUGCCAUCCUACAAUGGCUUGGUUCAAGUGUAGCUCCUAAGAUUGUCUUGGCAUUGGUUGGCAAGUUUGCAAUUGCUGGCUCUUUUGCUCUCAUCUAUCUGUACACGGCUGAGCUUUUUCCUACUCAAGUCAGGAACAUUGGAGCAGGUGUGUGUAGCAUUGGAGCACGGUUGGGAGGGAUCUUCUCUCCCAUCAUCCUCUUGUUGGCUGAUUAUAAUGCUAGUCUCCCCAUGCUAAUACUUGGUGUUCUGGGCACACUGUCCGGACUACUCAGCCUGUAUCUGCCAGAGACACUCAACACCCCACUGCCUGAGACCCUCAAUGAACUAGAAUUGUCUUAGAUAGAAUGUUCAGAUUAUUUUCCCAUUGUAUUUUCAUUGUCAGACCCAUCUGUACUGUAUAAUUAAUUAUUUAUUGACUGGA